Messenger RNA from Bradysia coprophila, 6860 nucleotides. RefSeq names its product low-density lipoprotein receptor-related protein 6 (gene arr). Gene Ontology annotation, molecular function: protein binding. NCBI's taxonomy places the organism in Eukaryota, Metazoa, Arthropoda, Insecta, Diptera, Sciaridae. The record is from RefSeq and is a predicted model, not a curated record.
CCAUUCAGUCGGUGUAGUGACAUUUUCAAUCAGAUUUUUAUCGGGACAAGACGCGUUUCGAAAUGUGCCUGCAGUGUUUUAUGAACGCGUUAAUUCGGUUCGAUUCGAUUCAUAGUUUCAAGUGAUUUCUUUGAUUUUAUUAAUUAAAAUAUUGUUGUCGAGUAUCGUGUGUUUGUGUGUGACUGUUCGGCUCGUAACAUUUAUCCUGUUUUCCCAGAGUUCCAUCAUUUCGUUGCGUGUUUUUUUUUGUUCCGCUGAUUUGUCAGGGUAAAUACGGUGAAUAUCUGUGUAAUCAACAAAUGUGCGUGAAUUUACACAAAAAAUAAAUUGUGCUCAGGAACGACAACACAUUACAUUUCCUUGUGGUGCAUCUGUGUUUAACUUGUCGGUGUUUACAUAUUUUUUUUGUCCUAACAAAGCACGGUGAACGAUUCCAAUUAUGUAGAAGUGAUUGUGUGUGAACAGGCAAUCUUUUGUGAUUGAAAAAUGAAUGAACGCAAAAUGAUGCAGUUCCUUUAGAAAUAUUCGCACGAAAUGGCCUCAGGGGCUUGUUUUAAGGACAUUAAAUUUACGGCUGGAUAUUUGGGAUUAAUCUGUUUGCUGGUACUACUACAACUGCAGAACGUUUCGUGUGCCAGUACCUCUCAACAAUCGCCCGCAUCUCUACUCUUCACCACAUACAAUGACAUACGACUAGCGAAUGUUUACCAGCAAAAUGGUCCACCUUCCAUUGAAGUUCUGGUCAAAGAUUUGUCCGAAGGAUCGGCGCUCGAUUUCUACUACGAAAAGCAGCUCGUUUGUUGGACCGACCAAGGAUUGGAAACCAUUGAAUGCAUGAAACUGGGCAACGGCACAACGACGGGGAAAAAGUACAGUGUCGUGUCGUCCGGGCUGGAUAAGCCCGAAGGAUUGGCCAUCGACUGGUAUACGGACAAGAUAUAUUGGACCGAUGGCGAAACUGAUCGAAUUGAAGUGGCAUCGCUGAAUGGGAAGUACCAAAAAGUUUUGUUUUGGUCGGAUUUGGAUCAGCCGAGGGCGAUCGCAUUAGUUCCUGGCAAAAAAUUGAUGAUUUGGAGCGACUGGGGUGAAAACCCGAAAAUUGAACGGGCUAGCAUGGACGGAGAUCCAUCAACGCGAAUUGUUCUGGUUAAGGAGAAUAUUUUCUGGCCGAACGGAUUGACGAUCGACAUGGAAAAUAAUUUAAUUUAUUGGGUGGACGGACAUCACCAAUUUCUGGAUGUGAUGAAUUUGGAUGGAAGUAACAGAAGGUCGGUAUUGACGGGUGUCACAUAUCCGUACAGCGUGACGCUGCUACAGAAUCGCCUGUUCUGGACGGAUUGGCAUGUGGGGUCGAUACACACGUACGAUUUGAUAACGAACGAAACGAAAGAACUGAUCGAUACGCCAGAAGUGCCAUUAGCCGUCCAUGCUUGGGAUCAUCGACUGCAACCAGCUGGAGACAAUCCUUGUAAAUACAACAACGGAAAUUGUUCCCAUUUGUGCCUUCUAUCCACGAACUCGUUGGGUUACAGUUGCGCGUGUCCAACGGGUGUUAAAUUGGAAACAUCAACGAGAUGUGCCGAUGGACCGCAAGAUAUGUUGUUUUUAGUUCAGCGAACCCAAAUCAGUCGAAUAUCACUGGACACACCGGAUCACACCAGUUUCCCGUUGCUGUUGGAGAAGGUGAAAUACGCCAUUGCCAUUGACUACGACCCAGUUGACGGAUAUGUGUAUUGGUCCGACGAGGAUGCGCACGCGAUUCGACGAGCUCGACAAGAUGGAUCCGACCAAGUGGAUAUCGUUUCGCUGGAAGUGUCGCAUCCGGACGGCAUAGCAAUCGAUUGGUAUGCACGGAAUUUGUAUUGGACGGAUACCGGCACCGAUCGCAUUGAAGUGUGUCGACUUGAUGGCACCUCGCGUAAGGCCAUCAUUAACGAACAUCUCGAUGAACCGCGAGCGAUUGCAUUAGCACCGCCACUCGGGUGGAUGUUUUGGUCGGAUUGGAAUGCAAAAAAUCCGAAAGUCGAACGAGCUUCAUUAGAUGGUUCGGAACGAAUAGUUCUCGUGUCGGAUGGGUUAGGUUGGCCGAAUGGUAUUGCCGUUGAUGUUGAGGCAAAGAAGUUUUACUGGUGCGAUGCGAAAACGGAUAAGAUUGAAGUGGCCAACAUGGAUGGAUCGGAUCGUCGAGUUCUGUUGAAUCAUAAUUUGCCGCACGUUUUCGGAUUGAGUCUGCUUGGGGACUACAUAUACUGGACGGAUUGGCAGCGACGGUCCAUUGAUCGGGCACAUAAAAUUACCGGCAACGAUCGGAUUGUCGUGGUCGAUCAAUUUCCCGAUUUGAUGGGACUGAAAGUGACUCGAACGAAAGAGAUUCAGGGAGCCAGUCCGUGUGCUGUGAGGAAUGGCGAUUGCUCGCAUUUAUGUUUGAAACGGCCCAAGGACUACGUGUGCACAUGUCCGAUUUACUAUGAAUUGGCCAAGGAUCGUAAGACGUGUUUCAUACCGACUGCGUUUCUGAUUUUCUCUAAAUUGGACAGCAUUGGCAAAAUAUCGAUUGAAUUCAACGAAGGCACCCACAACGACUACAAGAUACCGUUCAAGGAUUUGCGAGACGCGCACCGACAAUUGGAUGUUGAUGUGGAAGACCGUCGUAUCUACUUUACUGACAUGAAGUCUCGGUCAAUUUCGCGUGCUUUCAUCAAUGGUUCCGAUGUCCAGAAAAUCGUCGAUUCCGGACUGAUUCGACCGGAAGGCAUCGCUGUUGACUGGUUGGGACACAAUAUUUACUGGGCGGACUCUGAAGCCCGACGAAUCGAAGUUGCACGACUGGACGGCACCAGUCGCAAAGUUUUGUUAUUCAAAGGUAUCGACGAGCCGAAAUGCUUGGUGUUGGAACCGCGAAAAGGUUACAUGUAUUGGUCAGAAUGGCCAACCAAUUCCAUCCGUCGGGCUGCGCUAGACGGAACAGACGUAACGACAAUGAUCUCACCGGCAAAUCAUCCGUCCGGCCUAACGCAAGACCCGGAAACUAGACGUCUCUAUUGGGCAUCGCAAAGUCAUCCGAAAGCGAUUGAAUCAGCUGACUGGGACGGUAAAAAUCGACAAGUUCUGGUGAGGAAUGAUAAAGAGGAACCGUAUGCUGUCACGCUGUAUCAGGACCAUGUUUAUUGGAGUGACUGGUCAACGGGCGACAUCGAACGAGUGAAUAAAUACACCGGCGAAAAUCGAACGCUGGUGCACAGUGACUUAGCGUACACAAGCUCGUUGCUGGUGUUCCAUUCGGCUCGGCAAACCGGUGACAAUUUGUGUCGCAACAACAACGGAGGCUGUUCGCAUUUGUGUCUUGCAUUGCCGGCUAAGCGAGGCGGUAUGACGUGUGCCUGUCCGACACACUAUGCAUUAAGGGAGGACGGCUCAUGCGUCCCACCGAAAAAUUAUCUCGUCUUCAGUCAGAAGAAUUCGUUCGGUCGAUUGAUGCCGAACACAAGCGAUGCACCCGACGCUCCAUUCUCGGUGAACGGGAAGAAUAUUCGUGCGGUGGAAUUUGAUCCGAUCGAUCAUUACUUCUAUUGGAUCGAGGGUGGCAAGGGACACACUAUCAGAAAAGCGCCAGACAAUGGAACUCGUGCUAGUGAGGUGGUUGUUCCUGCUAGUAUUGGCGUGUCACAGCCAUUCGAUAUUGCCGUUGACUUUGUUGGACGAUUGUUGUUCUGGUCUUGCUCGCACAUGAAUAGCAUCAAUGUGACCAGCUUAAAUGGCGAUCCGGUUGGGCAUGUGGAAAUUGGCGAUUCUGAGAAACCUCGCAGUGUCGCCAUUCAUCCGAUGAAACGGUUGAUAUUUUGGACGGAUGUUGGUAGCAAACAGGCCAUAUUCCGGGCCAGGAUCGAUGGUGCUGAACGAAUCACAUUGGCCGAAAAGUUGGACGGUGUAUCGGCGAUGACGAUCGAUGCGCAACAGGAUCUGGUGUUUUUCGCGCACGGAAAGAUCAUCGACAUGAUGAAGAUUGAUGGGCAGAAUAAAAAAACUCUGGUUUCCACCGACAUCAGUCAAGUGAUUUCCAUAGCGGCUCUGCAGGGUUACAUCUACUGGCUGGACGAAAAAACCGAAAAAACGGGAGUGGAACGCAUAGCUAUUAGUGGCGACGGACGUAAGCCAGAGAUUCAACGUUUGCGCAACAUAACAGACAUCGUGGCCGUAUGGACACCGAAUGCAACAACCCUGAAGAAUCACACCUGCUCCCAGGGCAAGUCGAAAUGUUCCCACUUCUGUGUUGCAUCGAACUACGGCAAAACGACGGAAGUGUGUUCCUGUCCACCCGGCUUGAUGUUAGUUGACCAAGUGAACUGUGGAGCGUUGCCACUCUGUGGUCCGGACCAUUUCACGUGCGCAUCGCCCGACAACAAGGAUUGCAUUCCAGUUUCUUGGCGCUGUGACGGACAAAACGACUGUCCCGAUAAGUCUGACGAAAUGGGUUGUCCGAAGUGUCGACCGGAACAAUUCAAAUGCCAAUCUGGAGAGUGCAUCGACCGUAGUUUAGUGUGUGACGGUACAACUAACUGUGUUGAUGGCUUUGACGAAGCCGAUUGUUGUGCUAGCAUCGAAGAUUUCCAGUGUCCCAUCAAUAAGGUGUGCAUAUCACAGUCGCUACUGUGUGACGGCUGGGAACAGUGUGCUGAUGGAGCCGACGAAUCGCCGGAAAACUGUAACAUUGCCAUCAAUCGUCGCACAUCGCCGACAUCCGACAAGGAGAUUUUCAUCUACGCCAGUGUGGGGAUAAUGAUAGUCAUCUUCGUCGGUGUGUACGUUUACAAUGCACGACGAUCGAAAAUUUGCCGAUCAAAAUUAUCGAGCAAUUCGAACGAACCGAAAGACGACCAGUCAGCCGAUCCACUCUCGCCGAACCUUCACAAGAACAUCCGAGUUUUAAAAAUUGCAUCCGAUGCUGUCCGAAUGUCAACAUUAAACAGUCGUACCAGUGCGAACAGCUACGAUCGCAAUCACAUCACCGGCGCGUCUAGUUCAACAACGAACGGCAGCAGUCUGAUCGGCUAUCCACCGAUCAAUCCACCACCUAGUCCAGCCACAACGGCCACAUCGACCCGAUGCAACAGUUACCGUCCAUACCGUCACUACAAAGUCAUCAAUCAACCGCCACCGCCGACACCGUGCACAUCCGAUCUGACCGAUGUGUGCGACGAAAGUGACUCCAAUUACACGCCGAAAAGUAAUGGCAAAAGUCGGUAUCGCUACGAACGCGAACCGUAUCCGCCACCGCCAACGCCCGGUUCACAUUAUCAUAGUGAUAUCGGCAAUAUAUUGCCGGAAAGUUGUCCGCCCAGUCCUAGUUCGCGAAGUUCAACGUAUUUUUCGCCACUACCACCACCUCCAUCACCAGUGCCAACAUCAUCCCGAUGCUAUUCGUAGUCUUCCACCGACGGCAAUGUCAUCUAAUGUUUCUAUCUGUUGUCGACAGAAAAUGAAUAGCCUUGCACUGUCGUGAUAUUGCACUUGAUACACGAUUAAACCAAAUGAAGUAAUAGAUUUUGUGCGACAAUAUGAUGGUGAAGGGAUUCGAUGACAUACUGACCGUCUGUGAAAGAACAACGACCUGUAAUCUCGCAGCAAAAUGAAUGAAAUAAGUGCGAGCGAGGAUACAAUUUUAGUGUAAGUUUACUCCCUGUUGUUGAUUUGAUCCAACUGUUGCCAUUUUUAACUUUUCAACGAAUUUUUUUGGGAAGCGGUGAAGCCAGAGGUCAGAAAUCUUGCAAGUAUUCUCCCUUGCACAUGAAAUUGGUUUCCAAAUAUUUGUGUUACAUCAAAUUUAGUGCUGUCAAAUAAAAAGUGUUGUCCCAAAAGUUGGAAAAAUCCAAGAAUGUCUCCUAGCAUUUAUAGGCUGCCAUGCAAGAUUUCUUACCCAUGGAUGAAAUGGUCAGGCAUUUAUCUCUGAUAAGCUCUGACUUGUAAAUUGUUUUACGCAGUGCCUGUAAUUUUCGCCAAUUUCCACGAUUUUUUACGAUCUCUGGCGAAUUUUAACGAAAUUCGAAAAUCUCGAAAAUUCAUGAAAAUUCGCGAAGGAUCGCGAAAAAUCAAAAAAUUGACGAAAAAUGUUGAAAAUUGACCGGAUAAGGCGAUACAUUCAACAAAAUAAGUAUAGGAAAUCGAAUGAAAAUGUCGCCAUAUUUCGAAGGUUAACAGACACAUUUCGAAGAGAGGUGCGGGAAAAUAGAAAAAGUAAGAAAAUAUGCAGUUUUACGUGCUUUCUCGCUAAUAGCUACUUUUGUACAAACUUAAUUUUCCAAAAAUUUAAAAUUCGAAUAACUACCUUUCAUUUGACAUAUCACACACGAUUUUGAAAGGCAAAACUCGAUUUUCCAUGUGCCACAAAUCUAAGAAUGUUUGUAAUAUCCUCAGACCUUUAACGCGUACGUCACUACAGUCAUGAAACGCUCUUUGAGAGAAAUACUUUUCAUUCCAUCGCCUUAUCAUGCUAAAAAACUGAAAAACUUAUAACGAACAGCACCAGCAUGAGUCACAAGUCGUUAAUCAACAACAAUCAGAAAUGUUUCGUAUUAUGUUCUGACACAAUCACCCUCUUCUACAAACAUUUUGCAGUGGAAGCAUCUCUCUCUUCUUCAAAUACUUUGUACAGUGAAGCAUCACUAUAUUUCACAAGCGAUGCGUAAAAGGAAGCAUUACUGUCUUCUUCACAGUGCUUGUAAAAGAUGUGAUGCUUCCGUUUACAAAAUGUUUGUAGUAGAGGGCGAUACUUCCUUUCAAAACAUAAUGCGUUGGCUUUAUAAAUAAAAAGUGCGAAUAGCCAAAUAAAGACCUUUUUAGCCCCGUACGAAGUACAAAGGGGC